AUGAUUGCUGAAUACAAGACGGCUAGGAUCCAUGAAGAUCAUAACCUUUUUCAUCCGAUAUUGCGACCCUCUGAUAUUGAGAAGACUUUUCCUGGUCAACACAUUCAGUCUUCUCCUUAUGUCGAAAAAGAGCAUUGGCUCAACUUGGAGUCCUUGUCUUUUGGUCAUCGUCUCUUAUCCAUGGCUCUUCAAAGCUUUAUCCCAAAAGAUCCGGUGUAUUAUGCUCAUCUGCCAUACGAGGAAGCCUUUGAUAUUGCGGAAAUCGUACAUUUAGUUCGGGAAUAUGCACGUCAAUACCUCUUGCCUGUUCCAAAUUUUUCUGCCUAUAUCGUGGCAUUUCGCUCUGUCUUACAUUCCCACGUUCAAAGUUCCCAGACCAUGCGUCACAAGCUGGCAGAAAUAGACAAGGGAUCACAUUUAGAAGCCAAUAUUUCUGGCGGUCUGCUGAAAUACUGGUAUGGCGUACCUGACGAUACGUACGGCCAAAACUUGGCUACGUGCUGGUGGGAUUCUAGAAAGAGUGCAAAACUUGGCGGAGCCGGGAAUAUUCAUCGAGAGGGAUUGAAAACCGUCCGAGGAUGGUACAAGGACUGGAAACUCGAGGAAUACAAACUCGAAGUCUUUCAAGAUGGAAACGAUUAUGUUUUCCAACGUCUUUCUUUGUAA
This is a messenger RNA of Schizosaccharomyces octosporus yFS286, 666 nucleotides long. RefSeq lists its product as uncharacterized. The transcript has a single exon. The record is from RefSeq and is a predicted model, not a curated record. Lineage: Eukaryota; Fungi; Ascomycota; Schizosaccharomycetes; Schizosaccharomycetales; Schizosaccharomycetaceae. The coding region runs from base 1 to 666 and encodes 221 amino acids.